Jaculus jaculus (lesser Egyptian jerboa) is the source of this 6182-nucleotide messenger RNA. RefSeq names its product PR/SET domain 15 (gene Prdm15). Gene Ontology annotation, cellular component: nucleus; cytoplasm. The transcript is spliced from 24 exons. Bases 61 to 3492 code for a protein of 1143 amino acids. Gene Ontology annotation, molecular function: histone deacetylase binding; RNA polymerase II cis-regulatory region sequence-specific DNA binding; DNA-binding transcription factor activity. Lineage: Eukaryota; Metazoa; Chordata; Mammalia; Rodentia; Dipodidae. Gene Ontology annotation, biological process: cell fate commitment; regulation of transcription by RNA polymerase II. The record is from RefSeq and is a predicted model, not a curated record.
AUCGCAACCCGGAGUCCGGAUCCGAUCCCGCUCAGCACUUUACAAAGGCAGGUGUGGGCCAUGGCUGAGGAUGGCAGCGAUGAGAUCAUGUUCAUCUGGUGUGAAGAUUGCAGCCAGUACCAUGACUCUGAGUGUCCUGAGCUGGGCCCCGUGGUCAUGGUCAAGGACUCCUUUGUGCUGAGCAGGGCCAGGUCCUCCCUCCCCUCUAACCUGGAGAUCAGACGCCUCGAUGAUGGGGCAGAAGGUGUGUUUGCUGUAACCCAGCUUGUCAAGAGAACACAGUUUGGCCCAUUUGAAUCCAGGAGGGUCGCCAAGUGGGAAAAGGAGUCCGCAUUUCCCCUGAAGGUGUUCCAGAAGGGUGGGCACCCCGUGUGCUUUGACACCUCCAACGAGGACGACUGCAACUGGAUGAUGCUUGUUCGGCCGGCGCUGGAGCCCGGGCACCAGAACCUGACCGCCUACCAGCAUGGCAGUGACGUGUACUUCACCACCUCAAGGGACAUCCCCCCGGGCACUGAGCUGCGCGUGUGGUAUGCCGCCUUUUAUGCCAAGAAGAUGGACAAGCCCAUGCUGAAGCAAGCCUGCUCCAGCGUUCCGGCUCCAGGCCCCCCUGAGCCCAGUGCCCCUGUGGAGCCCGAGCGUGGCCAGUGGGCAUGUAAGGUGUGCUCCAGCUCCUUCCUGGAGCUGCAGCUCCUGAACGAACAUCUUUUGAGCCACCUGGAGCAAGCCAAAAGCCUUCCUGCAGGUGGCCAGCACGAGGCAGCUCCGGAGAAGGAGCCGGACGCACCCCAGGGAGAGCCUCCCGCCGCAGCGGAGAGUGGGAGCGGCCAGGGUGUCAGGGCCACCAAAGAGCCCAAGCAAAAGCCUCGAAGGGGGAGAAAACCCAAAGCGUCCAAAGCCGAGCAGCCCCUGGUCAUCGUUGAGGACAAGGCGCCUGCAGAGCAAGUGGCAGAGAUUGUCACCGAGGUCCCGCCUGAUGAGCCUGGGCAUGCAGGUGCCACCUCCGAUGAGCGGAUCAUGGAGCUGGUCCUAGGGAAGCUGUCCACCCCCACCAACGACGUCAGCUCGGGGCCCAAGUUCACGCAUCACACCAGCAGCACGAUCGCCCUCAAGAGGGGCUUGGUUCUGUCCAGCAGGCACGGCGUCCGGCGGAAGCUCGUCCGGCAGCUGGGGGAGCACAAGCGGGUGCACCAGUGCGGCACCUGCAGCAAGGUCUUCCAGAACAGCAGCAACCUGAGCCGGCACGUGCGCUCGCACGGUGACAAGCUGUUUAAGUGUGAGGAGUGUGCAAAGCUCUUCAGCCGCAAGGAGAGUCUGAAGCAGCACGUCUCGUACAAGCACAGCAGGAAUGAGGUGGACGGCGACUACCGCUACCGCUGCGGCAGCUGCGGGAAGACCUUCCGCAUGGAGAGCGCGCUGGAGUUUCACAACUGCAGGACAGAUGACAAGACGUUCCAAUGUGAGAUGUGUUUCAGAUUCUUCUCCACCAACAGCAACCUCUCCAAGCACAAGAAGAAGCACGGGGACAAGAAGUUCGCCUGCGAGGUCUGCAGCAAGAUGUUCUACCGCAAGGACGUCAUGCUGGACCACCAGCGGCGGCACCUGGAGGGCGUGCGGCGGGUAAAGAGAGAAGACUCAGAGGCCAGUGGGGAGAGCCUGGUCCGCUACAAGAAGGAGCCUUCAGGGUGCCCCGUGUGUGGCAAGGUGUUCUCAUGCCGGAGCAACAUGAACAAGCACUUACUGACUCACGGCGACAAGAAGUACACCUGCGAGAUCUGCGGGCGCAAGUUCUUCCGCGUGGACGUGCUCAGGGACCACAUCCACGUCCACUUCAAGGACAUUGCUCUGAUGGAUGACCACCAGCGGGAGGAGUUCAUCGGCAAGAUUGGGAUCUCCUCCGAGGAGAAUGACGACAACUCGGAUGAGAGCGCAGACUCGGAGCCGCACAAGUACGGCUGCAAGAGGUGUCAGCUCACCUUCGGCCGUGGCAAGGAGUACUUGAAGCACAUCAUGGACGUGCACAAGGAGAAGGGCCACGGCUGCAGCAUCUGCCACCGGCGCUUCGCCCUCAAAGCCACCUACCACGCCCACAUGGUCAUCCACCGCGAGAACCUGCCCGACCCCAACGUGCAGAAAUACAUCCACCCCUGUGAGAUCUGUGGGCGAAUCUUCAACAGCAUCGGGAACUUGGAGCGCCACAAGCUCAUCCACACAGGUGUGAAAAGCCACGCCUGUGAGCAGUGCGGCAAGUCCUUUGCCAGGAAGGACAUGCUCAAGGAGCACAUGCGCGUGCACGACAACGUCCGCCAGUACCUGUGCGCCGAGUGCGGGAAAGGGAUGAAGACCAAGCACGCACUGCGCCACCACAUGAAGCUGCACAAGGGCAUCAAGGAGUACGAGUGCAAGGAGUGCCACCGCAAGUUCGCGCAGAAGGUCAACAUGCUCAAGCACUACAAGCGGCACACGGGAAUUAAAGACUUCAUGUGUGAAUUGUGUGGAAAGACUUUCAGUGAGAGGAACACCAUGGAGACCCACAAGCUCAUCCACACAGUCGGUAAACAGUGGACGUGCUCUGUGUGUGACAGGAAGUAUGUCACCGAGUACAUGCUGCAGAAGCACGUGCAGCUCACCCACGACAAGGUGGAGGCGCAGAGCUGCCAGCUGUGCGGCACCAAAGUGUCCACCCGGGCCUCCAUGAGCAGACACAUGCGGCGCAAGCACCCCGAGGUCCUCACCGUGCGGAUCGACGACCUGGACCACCUUCCCGAAACUACCACCAUCGACGCUUCCUCCAUCGGCAUCGUCCAGCCUGAGCUGGGCCUGGAGCAGGAAGAGCUGGCUGAGGGAAAGCAUGGAAAGUCCUCCAAGCGCGGCCACAAGAGAAAACAGAAGCUGGAGGAGGAGGCAGGGGCUCCGGGGCCCGAGGACCCCUCCUUCGGCGAGUACUCCGAGAAAGAGCCCGAAUUCACGGGCAGCGUGGGCGACGAGACCAACUCCGCCGUGCAGAGCAUCCAGCAGGUGGUGGUGACCCUCGGGGACCCCAACGUGACUACCCCUUCAAGCUCCGUUGGCCUGACCAACAUCACCGUGACUCCCAUCACCACCGCAGCCGGGACCCAGUUUACCAAUCUGCAGCCAGUGGCUGUGGGGCAUCUCACCACCCCCGAACGCCAGUUACAGCUGGAUAAUUCCAUCCUGACUGUGACCUUCGACACCGUCAGUGGCUCUGCCAUGUUGCACAACCGCCAAAACGACGUGCAGCUCCACCCCCAGCCAGAAGCCUCGAACCCACAGUCUGUGGCUCACUUCAUCAACCUGACCACCCUGGUGAACUCCAUCACACCCCUGGGGAACCAGCUCGGUGAGCAGCACCCGCUGGCGUGGCGGGCAGUGCCCCAGACGGACGUGCUGCAGCCCUCGCCGGCACCCGCGGCCCCGCAGCCGGCCGCCCAGCCCCAGGUGCCGAGCGAGCAGCAGAUGUACACCUACUGAGACGCAGGGCGCCCUGGGGCCCCCGCGGCGUGUUUGCUGGAGACCAAACGGGACACAGGGCACAGCUGCAAUGUCACGGAGGCGGAAUCUGCCUCCAGAUUGCCCAGCACUGACAGUCUUGUCAGUUUCGCUGGUGAAGUGACCCUUGGCAGGCAGGUGCUUGGAGCUCUGGAGUUCCACCAUGCGCCUUACCAAGGCUGUGUGCUCUGGCCAGACCACAGCCCCAUCGUUGGAACUGGGUGGUUGUCAGAGGGCUCAUGCAAAGGAUGCAAGAGAGAAGCAGGAUCCUGGAGACGAGGCGGAGAUGCUGAGGACCCAGGUGGUUCGUUUCUACUGUCUUUCGAGCUCUGCUGUCUGUGGACACAAACGGUAUUCAGGCAGCUCUCCCACAUCAAUGAACCAGGCUCUCCACCCUCCUGGAUGUCGUUAGCAAGUGAGCAGGGAGAAGUUAACCAAAACCUGAGCUGAGUCCAGUUGUCACAGAGCUGUGGGCUGAGGCCGUGUGUGAGUGCUGUGGCCCUGGCCUCACGGUAAGCAAGGGGUCACAUGAGGCCAUCAGCUCAGGGCAUGAAAAGCAUCAAAGGAAGUAUCGAUCGGUCAAUUUUGAGUAUAGUUCUUUCAUUUUCUUUCCACUUUACGUCCAACAUAUGUUAUGUAUUCAAGACCCUCCAAUGGCCAAUAUUAUUUUUUACCUUGAUAUGAUAAAGUCGUUUGCACUGUAGGACUGUCAGCCCCUGUCCAGCUGCCUGGGUGUGGAGACACGGGUGUGUGAGUAGCGAGCCCUCUUGUGUUCGUCCCCAAAGGUUCCUUCCACACUGUCUCAGGACUCUGUCAUCCAAGUGUAUUUAUUGUGACCGGAGUUCAGCCACAGCCCUGAAUGGAAGGACAGGGAAGGAACCCAUGUUUUCUUUCUAAGCCUUAAUUCCAAAGGUGAUUGUGUCUGAAGACCUGAUUUCAUAUCAGAAUGUAGGAUGAGUUUGCUCCGUGCAGGGGAGACCAGGUGUGUCCUGCUGGUGGGACAAGAGCAGAGGUGACCACAGCAGAAGCACAAAUGGUCCACACAGGUGUGUGCCGGCUACUGCCCUGCCCCCAGGCUCUGCUCGUGUCCGCAGUCCCCUAGCAUGGGGACACAAAGAGGUGAGGGGAGAGGAGUGAGGGUGAGCUUGCUUUACUUUGCCUGUUAGUACAUGCGGAAGGCCACCCUGCAGACACCCCAGCCUUCCAGCAGUGGGCAGAGGAAGCCAUCGCUAGCCCAAUGUUACCCGGAAGGCCUCAGGGUGGUAUGUGUCAGAUGAGACAAUACCUUCUCAGCACUUCACUUCAUUUUAGAAAGCAAGCUUUUGAGGACGAGGCUAGAAGUUGUUUUGUGCAAUGCGUGCCUUGUGGAGCUAAGGGACCGUUCCUCACGCCCAGUGCGGGCGAGAGUGCAGAGACCUUGGCCCUCACGCCCUCCAAGUCCACACGCUGUAGUCUUGCCCCUCCGUGGAAUGUGUAGUGGGAGAUCCUUGAACGUUUUUAAUUUAUGACAGUUAAUGUUUUAUGUUAUUUAUGUCUGUAAUGAACUACUUUAUACACAGUACCUUCAUCAAAUGAACAUGGGCUAGGAAUGAGUCCUUUUUAAAAACUUGGCCUUCAUCCUCCAAAUCCAAGUAAUGUAGGCAGUUGUGGAACAAUCAGGGGAUCCCAGGUUCCUAUAAUAGUUUUAAAAACUCAGUGACAGUUCACUCUUGGCGUUUGCAGAUUCUUACGAGCAAGUGACCUGCCUAAAGAUUGACAUUGGCCCUGGGCUCAAUUCAUUACCUGCUAGUAUUUCAUUUUUAUUCUCUUCCCUAUGAAAUAAAGUCCUGUGAGUUUUUUUUUUUUUUUAAGACAUUGCUCUUGUGCCUCUAGCCAGAGUGUAUCAAAUGUUCUUAAAGAACCAAAUUCAGGUUGUGUGACCCCGUGGGCUACUGCUGUUGGCUUAAAUGCACAGAGGCAUCCUACUUGCUGGUGGAAGUCACGUGCUCCUGCCAGGGUUCUUGUCUGAGGGAAAACAGGUGGUCUCAAAGCAGGUGCUACUAAUCGGCAUUUAAGAAGUUAGCAUAAUGAAGGCACUGCUCAGUCAUGAGCACCUCCACUCUCCGUCCUUCUGCGUAUGUCACCUGUGUUCCGUGUCCUCCACUGUACAUCCCUCUGCAUCUAGAACCACUGCUUAUUGGUGGGAGGCAUUUAUUUUAUUUUAUUUUUUUAACCUGAUCCAGGGUGCACAGAUGCACAGCUCUGUGCCCAGCAAGCCCCGUGACUCCAUCUUGCUGCUUCUGCAUUAAUGAGUCUUGUGAGUUUGGUUUCUACUUGUGGACGGUGAAGCUAUAGGUCACGUGCCAUAGGGUGACCUGAUCCUUGCAAGUGGGGCACAGGGCCAGCCUCUGGUAGAGGAUUGUCAGCCCCAGAUUAAGGGCCCUGGCCUCUGGAAUGGCUAGUGUGUGCCCUCUCCCAUGUCCCGAGAAAGCCACACAUUGCAAAAGGCAGAUUUUACUUCCUUUCAUGGUUUUUCCCCAGCCAGUACCCAAAGGCAGAGGCUUACUGCUUCCCAGCUAGAGGCGACGCCUGUGACUCCUGGGGGUGAGAGAUGUCAAGACUGUUCUGCUCUGAGGGUGUUCUGUGUCACCACGUGUGUAGGACGGUGAAUAAAAGGUGCUGUGACCUGUGUU